Molecule: messenger RNA, 6346 nt
Organism: Eublepharis macularius
Lineage: Eukaryota; Metazoa; Chordata; Lepidosauria; Squamata; Eublepharidae
Gene: GPS1
Product: G protein pathway suppressor 1
Exons: 14
Coding region: 134-1717 (527 amino acids)
Cellular component (GO): COP9 signalosome
Source: RefSeq, a predicted model, not a curated record
AGCCAGAGUAUGUUACUCUAGCCCCAGUGUGAGUGAUAUUGUCUAUAACUGCCCAGGUAUUAACUACCUUUCUUUCCUUUAGCAGCCGGCAAGCUCUGUGUCAGGGCAAGGGGGUGCAGAGAGUCAGGACAGGAUGAGGGAUAGUUCAGUCCCAAGCUCAGCUUCAUCAUCAGUGACAGAUCUGUUCUGCACCCCCCGCAGCAGUAGGUCAGACCUCUUCCUCCCAGGUACAUCUGGAGACUUCAGCCUGAGUGCCAGCUUAUCAGCCUGUACCCUGCUCUAUGAGGGUGCGGUAGAGCCCAUGCAGAUUGAUGUAGACCCACAAGAAGAUCAGCAAAAUGCACCUGAUAUCAACUAUGUGGUCGAGAACCCAACUCUGGAUCUGGAGCAGUACGCAGCGAGCUACAGCGGCCUGAUGAGAAUCGAGCGACUGCAGUUCAUUGCUGACCACUGCCCACAGCUGCGCGUGGAAGCCCUCAAGAUGGCUCUGUCAUUUGUCCAAAGAACAUUCAACGUUGACGUUUAUGAAGAAAUUCAUCGGAAACUGGCUGAAGCCACAAGAGAGCUCCAGAACACACCUGAUGCUGUCCCGGACGGAGGGAUAGAACCGCCACCUCUAGACACAGCUUGGGUUGAGGCAACACGCAAAAAAGCUCUUCUUAAGCUGGAAAAGCUGGAUACAGAUCUAAAGAACUAUAAAGGGAAUUCAAUCAAGGAAAGCAUCAGGAGGGGCCAUGAUGAUUUGGGUGAUCAUUACCUCGACUGUGGAGACCUCAGCAACGCCCUCAAAUGUUAUUCGCGAGCCCGUGAUUAUUGUACCAGCGCAAAGCAUGUUAUUAACAUGUGCCUCAAUGUUAUCAAGGUCAGUGUUUACCUUCAGAAUUGGUCCCAUGUCCUGAGCUACGUGAGCAAGGCAGAGUCUACGCCAGAAAUUGCAGAGCAACGAGGAGAACGUGACAGUCAGACACAGGCAAUCCUCACCAAAUUGAAGUGUGCCGCAGGCUUGGCUGAGCUAGCUGCCCGAAAAUACAAACAGGCAGCAAAGUGCUUCCUCUUGGCCUCAUUUGAUCACUGUGACUUCCCUGAGCUGCUGUCUCCUAGCAAUGUAGCUGUGUAUGGUGGCCUGUGUGCACUAGCUACCUUUGACCGUCAAGAAUUGCAACGCAAUGUCAUCUCCAGUAGUUCCUUCAAACUCUUCUUGGAGCUGGAACCGCAGGUGCGUGACAUCAUCUUCAAGUUCUACGAAUCCAAAUAUGCCUCAUGUCUCAAGAUGCUGGAUGAGAUGAAGGACAACCUGCUACUGGAUAUGUACCUGGCACCUCACGUGAGAACACUUUACACACAGAUCCGAAAUCGAGCCCUCAUUCAGUAUUUCAGCCCCUAUGUGUCAGCAGACAUGCGCAAGAUGGCCACUGCUUUCAACACCACAGUGGCAGCUCUGGAAGAUGAGCUCACGCAGCUGAUCCUGGAAGGGCUGAUUAAUGCCAGAAUAGACUCUCACAGCAAGAUUUUAUAUGCACGAGAUGUUGAUCAGCGAAGCACCACCUUUGAAAAGUCCUUGCUGAUGGGGAAGGAAUUUCAGCGCCGCGCCAAAGCGAUGAUCCUGCGAGCAGCUGUCCUACGCAACCAGAUCCACGUGAAGUCUCCUCCUAGAGAAGGAAGCCAAGGUGAACUCACUCCAGCGAACAGCCAGUCCCGAAUGAGCACCAAUAUGUAAAGCUCUAGAAAUCGACAAAAGACUCUUCCCCCCCACACCUCACCUGGGAGCAUGAGCAUCCAGCAUCCGAGCCACCAACGAUCUCUUGGUGCCUUUUCUGUCUCUCUGGGUGUGGGAGGGGCAGGACUGGUUGGGGGGGCAUGCCUUUGGAAUCUGGUAAUUCCUUUUAGAAUUGAAACUUCCAUUAGACGCCGCACUGCAAGAAUACAUGAGCAUGUGAAUGCUGGGUGCAUCUUGUCCUUCCCCAGGGUAUUUCACAGAGGCUUAUCUUGGGUUCUUGCAGCUGCCCGCAGAAAUCUGUAGUUUCCACUCAGUAAACCAUAGUGGGAAUAUGGAGGGAUAGGUGUGUUCCUAAAGAACCUCUUGUUCACACCGCUGUUGUCUCUUACUCUGAUUCUGGCCCAAACAUUGCCUCUCAGGUAGCACCCACAGGAAAUCUGGCAUCCUUUCCAUCCACGUGUUGUGUUUGCAUUUACCCUGGGUCAGCUCCAUUUUGGUCUGUUCUUCCCUUUGGAAAAAAAGAGAGAGAGAGAGCCUGUGUUCUGGCAGCCCCAGCCCUGUUCUGGCUAUAGUUGUGAUGUUUCUUCAUCCAGAUUUACUGCUGUAGUGUGUGGUGGCUUUCUAGCCUUUCUGGACAACAUGAAGGGGGUAAAUGGCACAAAAGUACCUCCACCUGUAUCCAGGCAGGAGUCUGCCUAGCUGUCUGCACUCCCAGUACCACUUCUUGUUUAUCCUUUACAGAACAGGGUUGUGGUCACAGGUCAGAUGUGGAUUUGUGUUAUGUUAAUGAAAAUAGUUAAAUGUUGAAUAUUCUGCAGUUUAUUCCCUUGUCCCAGGGACAAAGUUACAGAUUUGGAUCUAGCCCUUGACAAGCAAAACACUGUUAAUGAUAUUUAGUUUAAAACAAAGUUCUCUCUUAUGCAUUAAAAAGCAUAAUUGUAAAGAUAACUGCAGCGCUGAAUGGCUCUGGUGGCUCUUUUCCCCCCGAAAAAACUUGGAAACAUGGUGAAACUCUAGCACAGGAAACUGAGAAACCUACAGCGAUAUAAAAUGUCUAGUUUCAGAAAUGACGAUGGACUAAGGAACUAAAGCUGAAUUGCAGUCCUUUCAAAUGGCCUUGGCUUUAUUGGGUUAGACCUGGAAGCAGACACCACAGUCCUUUGGGGCAGUCUUUAAACAGGCAGCAUAAAUGUUCGGUGUGUUCAUAGCAAUUGUCACUUUUCUAAAAAUAAGGAAGAGAACCAAAGCCACAAAUCUGGUCCACUUGCUUCACUCGGGUUUUUGAGAUGUUAGUACUGUGGGGGGAGGGGGGAAGGGACGAGGGGAAAAGGAAGCGUUGGGCCUUCCUCCCUCAAGUCAAUAAUCCCUCCCAGACAAUGAUAAGGGGUGGGGACUUGGUUUGUUUGCUUAAAUGAAAACGGAGCUUAUCAGAAUCCAAGUGCUCUUUAGCACAUGAAGCCCUGAAGGCUAUCUAAGGUUCAGAGGAAUAGGGCACCUCAUUCCAAUUAUUGUAAUCUUGCUACUCAUUGGAGUUUGGGCUGAAGUUGAAAGUCCUGUUGUGUUUGGCAGAGUGCUAUACCGGUAACUUGUUCUCUGAAACCUGAACGAAGGCAAGGAAACAACAUUGCUCGGCAUCUUUCUGUAGUAACCUGCUUCACUCUCCUUAUCGUAAGAGCUUGGAGCAGAUAGGUUCUGGUUUGCAUGGAUGUGAAGGAGCAUGAGCACGCUAAGUAUAUAAACUUGUAGAGUGCUACAAAACUGCAAUGGGGUGCGUGUUGGUGACCCAUGAUGCAUUUGUGUGCUUUGCAGUGCAGUCCUAAGCAGAGUUAUACCUUUAUAAGCCCGUGGACUUCAGUGGAUUUAGAAAACUCUGUUUAGGAGUACACUGUAAGGGCAUUAUCCCUUCGACUGCCCAGGUUCAUGAGUGAGCAGUACAUAAAGAUGGUAAAAGUAAGAGAAGGCCCUCUACAAAUUGAGGGCCUUCUUUUCAAAAGCAUGCAGCCUAUUUGGAGCAUAUUUAUGGAAUGUGAAGGUUUUAGCAAGUAGUAUUAACUUCCAGAGAAAGGGAAAGAAAAAUGGAUUUGGGAACUAUCCCAUGUUUCUGCAAGGUGCUGUUUUGUGGUUGACAGGGCUUUAGAGGUUUAUCGUGCUCAUCCCGAAGUGGACCUUUUAGCAACAAUUUUUUAAGUUCGCUUGGAAGGAAAUGCACAACGACAUUCUCUUGUAUAAAAUAAGGUAAAACUUGCUGUAUUACAGGCCUCAGUCUAAGAGAAGAUAUUGCUUAUCAGGGUCAUGCUAGAUGCAGUGGUGUCCUUGUGGCUACUGCGAAGACACUGCUGCCAUUGUAAAGUCGUUUAAAAAUACUGCAAGGGCCUGAUCCUGUUUGGGCCCACAGUGCAGCGCUCUUGUUUCUGCACCAUGCACCUUUUCAGUUGCUGAAACAGCUGCAGAGGGGCAGCUGUGUUGUCACUUGAUAAAGCGUGAGAGAAAGGGCAAGAGCACCCCUGUGUACUGCACUGCAGGUCAGAUCAGGAUCAGGCCCCUGCAGCAUUUUAAAAUGACCUUAAAAUGGUGAUACUCUCCUUGGGGCAGCCAUAAGGAUGCCGUCAUAUCUAAUUUGGUCCUCAGUGGGGAAAACUGGGGGAGAGGGUCUGCUGCUGCUCAUGUCACAGCGGCUUUUGCAACCCCACCAAACAGUGACCCUUUUGAUUGGACGCCUCAACAUCUCUCAGGCACUCGGCACUUUCUCCAGUUGACUUUGACUAAUAUUUGUCUCUAAUGUUUUGUCCACUGUGUAUGCAAACCUCUCUGUAAUUUUCAAGUGGAGGCACGUUGACCUUGGUUAGCUGAUUGUGAGAUGUCUGCUUUUACUAGUGAAAGUUCAGUCUGUACAAAGGCACCGAACAGCUAGUCAGAGCUUAUAGGUCUCCAUGAAAACAUUACGAGGACAAUAAGAAAGCUCCUAGUUCUAGUUUCGGGAACUUGGGUUUGGCCAAUUUUAUUGUGUGAGGAGACGCAUAGUAGCAACAGCUAUGACAGAAAAAGCUUUCAGUAGUCCUUGGAUAAAAAACCCUCUUGUUAAAUAAACUAAGCCAAGCCCUUGAAAUCCAGAGCUUUUAGAACGGAAGUUCUUAAAUUGAAAAGAUAUUUUCAACUGGAGGGACAUAACUAUUCUGCAUACUUGAAUUGUGAUCGCAUACUACUUAAGAAAUGCCAAAUGCCCGAUUUAUUGAUGGUUGUAUUUAAUUUCUUCUGCAGUACUUACUCUCAAGUUGUUGCCCUCAGUGGAGAAAUUGAAUCCUCUGUUUGGAAAGAAAUCUUGAUAGAUUAGCACACCAUCAGCUGAAAAAGGAAAUGAGUGUGGGCUAACUUCUUGUACACCCAUUAGCAGCAGAUUUUGCCAUCUCCUUCUCAAGUUCCUGCUAUUAUCAUGGCUUUAAGAAAAAACCUCCUGCGGUUUGUUUCAGAUCAACCAGGUUUCUUUGGAGAUGAAAGACCACUAACAGUGUAUUAGAGCCUGCAUGUUUCCUGUUUUUAUUCUAAAACAUUUUGGUGUACAGCACCACCCAAAGGUGAAAGAUGAGAAUCCUUGCUCAACUUAUUUUUUUCCCUACUGUCCUUUAAUGGGGAGUUAACAAUUUAAAUGGAUGCUGAUGCUUCUUUGAGUGACAUUUUCCAUAGCUCCUUCUGGGAGGACUUCAAGAAUUAGAUAACUAGCCCCAGUCAUAAGGAUGGAAAGUUUCUACCCUUCUGAUGCCAUGUUCAUGCCUGCAUUUGAAAAUUUUGAGUUUACGGGGCAGCUACAGUUUCUGGUGGGGCACCUUAACAUCUCAGCUCAGCACCACCUCAAAGAAAUCUGAAAAAUUAGGAGAGUUUAGUGUGAAGAUGUCGGGCAUAUCAGAAAUUGUCAUGUUUCUGAUUUAUUUAUUUGCUCCCCUGGCAUUCAACCCACUGAGCCCUCUUUUCAAAGCAGCUUGCAAUAAAAUCAUAAAGCAACAAUAAAUGUCCGGCUCCAGCAUUGUAUGGAGACAAGGGAAAAGUGCAUUCGGGCUUUGUAUUACAUUGAUGUUGCACUGAUGGCAUGAUAUGUGUACAUUUGUGAAUUUGUAUUGUUUAUUACACUGCCAGUUUUCCUUUUUCUAAAUGACUGAGGAGAAAAGAUCAGGGCUGUUUACUGGGCUUUGACCCAUGAACACAGUUGGACUUAAUCCUAAGUCAGUGUGCAGAAGACUGUAGCCUGAAACGAAAUAGCUGCAUCCAAUUGCUUUUCUCGGUGUUCCAGGGAAUAAUAAGCCAUUGUAAUAAGAGUUGUGUCACCUUAGCAGAUUUGUGAAGGGGCUGGGACAUCCGUGUGGUGAAUGACCACAGAAUUGUUGCUGUAACAUAAAAGCUGUUUAAGCAUCUAUGAAUAAAUGGAUAACAUCACUGAAACCACCACAAGGGUGACUUUACCACUGUUGUCAUGAAGCACUGUGCUUGAAAGCCACUUAAAGUAGUAGUGGUAGCCGAGGAAGAAGUCUCCUUAAACCACCAUAGCUGGACUGCGGCCUAUGUUUUGCAGUCUGCUGCGUCCCAUGAAAUCGUGCCGUCAGAAGUCACUGGAGCUUCAAGAACAGCAUGGGGGUGAAG